This is a messenger RNA of Plasmodium reichenowi, 1995 nucleotides long. Its product is annotated as Pf77 protein. The transcript has a single exon. Bases 1 to 1995 code for a protein of 664 amino acids. NCBI's taxonomy places the organism in Eukaryota, Apicomplexa, Aconoidasida, Haemosporida, Plasmodiidae. The record is from RefSeq and is a predicted model, not a curated record.
AUGGAAGACAAAAAACACUGCACAUUAACAUUUAAUGACUGGUGUAAAAAAAAAGAAAAAGAGGACGAUGGUUUGAAUACAGGUUAUAUUAAUAAAUAUAACGAAAUAUAUUUUAAUAAAGAUGGGAAACACAAUAUAUAUGAAAAUAUCAAUGAAAGGCCAAUAAUAAAUUUAGAAGGAGAUCAACCCGUUUUUAGUGUACCUGUAUACCAAGAUAAAUAUAUUCGAGAUAAAAUAGUAGAAUGUGUAAAUUACGAAAUUCAAGAUGUUGUACAGCCUACCUUUUAUUCUCAAGAAACUAAACAUGAUGUACCUACUGUAGAAUUAUUAUAUAAAGAAAAAAAAGUGAAUAUACCUCAAGAGAAAAUAAUAGAAAAACCUGUAGAAGUAGAUAUGCCUAUAGGAUAUACACCUGUCUUUUCUCCGACUUGGGAUGUUAGAGAGAUUCCUCGUGUUAUUCCAAAAUAUGAAGGAGAACAAAAAAUUAUACAAGUAGAAAUUCCUCAAAUUAAAUAUGUUGAUAAAUUUGUUGAAAAGGAAAUUAUAGUUGAUAUAAAAGAAAAAAUUAUACCAAGAAUUAAUGAAGUUGAAAAAGAAAUUGAUGUCGUAAAAUAUAAAUGGAAAGAAAAAUAUCAGGAUGUACCUGUAUGUAAAUAUGUUCCCAAAAUUGAUGUAGAACUUGAUUGUCCUCCACCUUUAAUAGUUCCAUAUCCCGCUGUACAUUUUCAUAAUACAUCUGAAGUUAUGAAUCCUCAUCAAAAAGCUCUAGAUAUUCCUUCUGAGGUGUUGUUAAAAAAUAGUAAUAUUUUUGGUUAUGACAUUAAUAUGAAUGGUAAUCAUUGUAAUAUAUAUAAUGAUAGUAAUAUGCAUAAUAAUAAUAAUAAUAAUAAUAAUAAUAUAUAUAAUACUAGUAAUAAUUAUAAUGGUAUGUCCAAUUUUCAUGUGGACGAAUCUGUAAAGAAAUCACUUUUAGAUGUAGCAAGAUUAACAGGUGUACAAAAAGAUAAUGAUGCGCAAUACAAUGAAUUUAUGAAAAACAAAAAUUUAGAAAGAAGAAAAAAAAAAAAAAAUUGGCCUUUUUGUUAUUUUAAGAAAGAUACUAUCAAAGAAAAUGAUGAAAUGUACAAUGGUCAAAACUACUCAAAUUAUCAAAAUAACUGUUGUAAUAAUUAUAAAGGAGAAGAUGAAAAUAAUUAUGAUAUAGAUCCAAAUACAGGAUAUCCUAAAUCUAUGCCUAAAGAUUUCGCAUCAUUUUUUAAACAAGAUUUAAAUAGUGUCAAGAAACAGCUGGAAAAAAAGACAAAUACAAAAUCUAGCUAUUCUAGUGAUUUUAUAGAGAAAAGUCCAGUGAACCCAUCUAUAGAAUAUUUAGGUAAGGUUGAUAAACCACCAAUAGAUGCAGGAAAAUUGGAUUCUAUAUCAUUUAAAUUGCAUGCAAUUGAAGUGCAUCAAUUUAUACCUGUACCAAGUUUACCAAAACCAAGAUUUCUUGAUUUAGUACCAUCUCAACAAUAUGAACAAAAUGAUAUAUCAUCUUUACAAAAUGUAUUUGGGCAAGUACCAGAAGGAUGGGUAGAUCCACAAAUUACUGGAUUCAUAGCACCCAUGAUGAAUGAUGUAUUACAUGGAAAUAUACAACCACAAAGUCCUUUGUUUAAUAAUUUAAGUACUGAAGGUGAUGAUUCCUCAUCAAAAAAUAGAAGAACUCUUGGUAUAAAUGCACCUUCAAACAUACACAAUAAUAAUGAUAGUAAUGUGUUUAGUUUCGAUCAUGAUAAUUAUCACAAUGAAGGGGGCGAAGGGUCCUUUGAUCAAGCAUAUUAUGACGAAUAUACAAAUGAAAAAUAUGAUAAUGAGGAAAAUGAAUAUCAUACAGAAUAUAUUGAAAAUAAUAAUGAUGAGGAUACAAAUGGUUACAUAAAAUCUCCUAACGAUCUUACAUAUAAUACAGAUUCGUCUAUAAAUGAAGGCAAGCAAAAUGAACAUAUUAAUUAA